AUGGCGAAAGAUCCCUUUGACGCAAUGCCUGCUCCCAAUAUUGUGUCGUGCCAGAGCGAAGCUCAAUCACCUGGAGCGUAUGGUUUGGGCAUGUACAAGAUCAUGCGAGAAACCACACUCGACGAUCCCAGUUGCGCUGAUCACUCCAAGAUCGACAAAGCUCGAGCAGUUUUUGAUGCUUUGGCGUGCCUGGACAUGGUCUCCUGGAACACCAUGCUCGCUUGCUACGCACCCGACGUCCACCACUGCAAAGAUUUCUUUGAAAAAAUGCCCGGCCCCAACCUGGUGUCUUACAACACUCUCUUGUCCUCACUGGUCAGCUGCAGAUUAUCCGGGGAAGCAGUGAAAAUCUUCGUCGAAAUGCCAGAGAUAAACGCUGUGACGUCCACUGUGAUGAUGCAAGCUUAUGCGCGGGAAGGCCAGCUUGCCAGUGCCAGGGACAUCUACGAGACAAUGCCGGAUCGCAACUCAGUGGCUCUCAUCACAGCCCAAUCCUUGAGAACAGCCUUUGAGCGAUUUGAAAAGAAGCAGGAGGCCUGGAGCUCGAUCAUCGCGGCCUAUGUCCAGAACGGACGCACUUUGGGAUCUCUCCCAGGAUCGAGCAUCAUGGUUGACGCAAUGGGGCGAGUCAGCUGGAGCAAUCCAUCCACAGCCGGGCUUGUGGAUGAUUCUUCUGGGUGGAAAAUCCAUCGAAAUGAAUAG
Molecule: messenger RNA, 702 nt
Organism: Selaginella moellendorffii
Lineage: Eukaryota; Viridiplantae; Streptophyta; Lycopodiopsida; Selaginellales; Selaginellaceae
Product: pentatricopeptide repeat-containing protein At4g02750-like
Exons: 2
Coding region: 1-702 (233 amino acids)
Biological process (GO): RNA modification
Cellular component (GO): intracellular membrane-bounded organelle
Molecular function (GO): protein binding; RNA binding
Source: RefSeq, a predicted model, not a curated record